ACAUUGAUUGUUUGUUUCAAUUUGAGAAACAAUUUGAGUUCAAUUUCAAUCACUAAUUGAUCAAAGUAAAAGUGUUCAUAUUAUCAGUUUUCAUUGGAAUAGAAAUCAGUUUUCUUUUUCUUUUGAUUGACUUUGAUUUCUAUUGUGUAUCAUGAAGAAUAGAGAUGUAAAGAAGAAAAAGCCUGAUGAGGCUGUUAAUCCAUUCGACGUCCGGAUUAAUCGACAGAAACAUAAGAUUUUAGGUCGGCGUGUUAUGAAAUGGGAGGUUGGAAAACCGCUUCAGUCUCGUCAUGCUGGAAUUAAGAAAAGGAGAGAAACCUUAUUACCAGAAUUUAGGAAUCUUAAUAAAUCUGGCAAAGGUGUGAUAGACCAACGUGGAGGUUUGACAUCGAGAAAAGCUAAAUUGUAUCAGAAUGUAGCAAUUGAUGGUCAAAGGGAAACCAAUCUAACUCACAAAGGGGAACAACUUGACGAUGAAAGGCUUAAUCAGCCAGUUAAAGAUGACGAUGAUGAUGAAGAAUUUGAUUUACUUAGAAGAGGAGAUUAUGUUGAAGUUGCUCAUUUCGGUGGUGGAGAAUCUGGUGCUCCUUUAUCUUCAGAGGAUUUUCUUCAACAAGUUAUGGUGGAUAAAAGACAGAAACAAUUGGAAAAAGAAGAGAAUAUUAAACUUACAGAAGAACUUGACAAGAAUUGGUCAACCAUAAGAAAUUUGAUUAAACAUAAAGGAGCCAAAGAUGAAUCAAAUAUGGGAGAAACUGAGGAUUAUGAUAUUUUCCUAAACCAAUUAAUGUUUGGAAGUGAUGACCAAAAAGCUACUGUUUCCACUGUUAAAUUAACAUGUGAAGGAGUGAAAGAAGCAGAUAAAACACCAAGUCCCAACGUGCUAAUCAUUGAUUAUCUACAGACUAUUAUGACAACAGAUGAUGUAGACAUAAUUUUAAAACAAAUCGACAAUUUAUUGUCAAUAGAAGUGAAAAGACUGAACUCAACUGUGGUUAAAAAAGCCUUUAAUUUACUUAAAGCUCCAGAGAUGCGAAAAUGCUCCUUGAAAUCUCUUGGAAUUUUAAUGUUUUUGUUGACUUUUGUCGAACUGAAGCAACAAGUGCUGUUGAAACUGAUCAAUUUUCUAAGAGUCUUGAAAUAUGAUUCUAUCGACGAGAUUGCUAAACGUUUAUUGGUUUGUGAUGUACUUAAUUCAUCUUUUCCUGAUCAUUUUUUCCCUGAAAUCAUCGCAAGUCUUCAAAACAUCCUCAUACUUUUCGAACCUGUUUAUGCAUCAGUUUUUAUUCCAUCUUUUUCUUUUGAAAAAAUUGCCAGUUCAGAGAUUUUGUGCUGGACCGAGGACAUGGAUUUCGAUUGUCUACCAGAAUUUACAUUUCGAUCUGUUUUCAAAGAUGAAAUCAGUAGUUCCAGUAAAAGAAAGUCCAUCAUUUUCACUGCUGUUAUCAAUCUUAUUGAAAAGAUUUUUGCAAAAUAUUCAAAUCUUGAUGCAUCUCAGGCCAUUUUCUCUAGAAUGAUGCCGAUCCUUGUUAAUCUACAAGAGAAAUUCACAGAACCAAUGUCCCAAAGAUUAUUUGGUUUGAUAGAAAAUCUCAAUAAUAGCAAGCAAUUACACUUCUUAGCAUUUGAGAGGAAAAAACCAGUAAUGUUGAAAAUGCUCGAUCCAAGGAUUGGAGAUUCGCGACGAAGAGAUGACAAGAAGAAAUUGCAAAGAGUAGUUAAACGAGAAUUCAAGAGUGCGGCCAGAGAAUUAAGGAAAGACGGUGCCUUCAUUAGGGAUAUUGUUCUCAAAGAUACAAUCGCCAAGGAUGAGGCACGAAAACGAAAGGUCAAGAAACUGAUGUCCGAAAUUGCUCAAGAAAGAUCAAUGUUCAAAAAAGCAAGAUAAAUCAACUCAAUUCUAUUGAAUCCAAUUUGUUGUUAUCUUCAAUUAAGACCAUGUAAAUAAGGUUUGUAACUUCAACUGCAAAUGGAUCAUUUGUCAUCAAAAUCUAUUAAAAUUCAUCUUGAGUUACAUUUCGUUGUAUUUGUCAAUAAAUUUAUUAAUUGUUUUA
Molecule: messenger RNA, 2054 nt
Organism: Panonychus citri (citrus red mite)
Lineage: Eukaryota; Metazoa; Arthropoda; Arachnida; Trombidiformes; Tetranychidae
Product: nucleolar protein 14-like
Exons: 3
Coding region: 152-1888 (578 amino acids)
Biological process (GO): maturation of SSU-rRNA
Cellular component (GO): small-subunit processome; Noc4p-Nop14p complex; nucleolus
Source: RefSeq, a predicted model, not a curated record